Capsicum annuum is the source of this 2455-nucleotide messenger RNA. RefSeq names its product ATP-dependent DNA helicase 2 subunit KU80. Gene Ontology annotation, cellular component: nucleus; Ku70:Ku80 complex. NCBI's taxonomy places the organism in Eukaryota, Viridiplantae, Streptophyta, Magnoliopsida, Solanales, Solanaceae. The transcript has 12 exons. The record is from RefSeq and is a predicted model, not a curated record. Gene Ontology annotation, biological process: cellular response to gamma radiation; telomere maintenance; DNA recombination. Bases 163 to 2295 code for a protein of 710 amino acids. Gene Ontology annotation, molecular function: DNA helicase activity; damaged DNA binding; telomeric repeat DNA binding.
AUUGGGUAGCACUAUGUAAAAAUUCCACCGCAAGUUUUGAGAAAUUGCGAAGUAUUCAAGAAAGGGCGCGGGAAGAAGAACCAAACAGCCCCUCUUUAUACCACUUUCUCUACUUGCCAAAACCAGGCAUAAACGUUACUCAACUCUCUUUUGCCUCUUCAAAUGGCCCGUAAUAAGGAAGCGCUUGUAUUGGUGCUUGAUGUUGGUCCUUCUAUGCACUCAGUUUUGCCCGAGAUUGAAAAAGUUUGCUCAUUAAUGAUACAGAAAAAGCUGGUUUUCAGCAGAUAUGAUGAAGUGGGGUUUGUCUUAUUUGGAUCUGCGGAUACCAAGAACGAAUUGACAGAGGAAGUAGGUGGGUAUGAGCACGUGACAGUUCUGCGAAAUAUCAAGGUUGUAGAUGAAGAUCUUGUUGAUGCUCUGCAAAGCCUUCCACGAGGAAGCGUUCCCGGAGAUUUUCUUGAUGCGAUUGUUGUUGGAAUGGACAUGCUGAUUAAAAAGUUCGGACAAACCAACAAGGGAAAGAAACGCCUUUGCCUUAUUACAAAUGCUGUUUCUCCCAUCAAAGAUCCAUUUGAAGGAACAAAGGAAGAUCAAGUAAACACCAUUGCUACUCAGAUGGCAGCACAAAGCAUGAAGAUGGACUGUAUAAUUGUUAGAAUGAAACAAGAUUGGGAAACAAACAGGAGAGUUAUGGAAGAAAAUGAUUUUCUAAUGUCCGUAUUCUCGAAUAAAUCUUCCUCAAAAGUAGUAUAUGUGGAAAGUCCAACUUCUUUGUUAGGUGCACUUAGAACUCGUAAUAUAUUGCCAGUCACGAUAUACAGAGGUGAUUUUGAAAUCAGCGCACAAUUGAAGAUCAAGGUAUGGGUUUACAAGAAAACAUCUGAAGAGAAGUUUCCCAUCUUGAAAAAGUACUCUGAUAAGGCUCAUCCCACUGAUAAAUUUGCCACUCAUGAAAUCAAGGUUGAUUACGAAUAUCAAAGCAUAGAAGACCCUAAUAAAGUUGUGCCACCAGACCAGAGAAUUAAAGGUUUUCAGUAUGGACCUCAAGUUGUUCCUAUAUCAUCUGCUGAGUUGGAGGCUGUAAAGUUCAAACCAGAGAAAAGUGUGAAGCUUCUAGGAUUCACAGAUGCUACAAAUAUAAUGCGGCAUUACUACCUGAAAGAUGUAAAUAGCUUCAUAGGCGAACCUGGCAACAAAAAAGCCAUCCUUGCACUUUCUGCUUUGGCAAGGACAAUGAAGGAAAUGAACAAAGUAGCAAUUGUCCGAUGUGUAUGGAGGCAAGGACAGGGUAAUGUUGUUGUUGGGGCCCUAACUCCAAAUGUCUCUGACAAGGAUAAUACUCCUGAUUCAUUUUACUUCAAUGUUCUUCCCUUUGCUGAGGAUGUUCGGGAGUUUCAGUUUCCUUCUUUCAGCAAUCUGCCUUCAUCAAUGCAGCCAAAUGAAAAGCAACAAGAGGCGGCAGAUAAAUUGGUUCAGAUGUUGGAUCUUGCACCACCUGGAAAACAGGAAGUGUUGCCUCCUGACUUUACACCUAAUCCUGUUUUAGAGCGUUACUACCGCUAUCUUGACCUGAAGUCAAAGCACCCAGAUGCUGCUGUUCCUCCACUUGAUGAAACCCUCAGAAAGAUCACGGAACCUGAUGUUGAGCUUCUUUUUCGAAACAAGUCCAUCAUAGAGGAAUUCCGUAGGUCUUUUGAACUAAAAGAUAAUCCAAAGAUGAAAAAAUCUGCAAGAAGAAUGAAAGAGAGACCUUCAGGAUCAGAUGAGGAAAGAGAAGAGUUUGACAAAGAUGCUGAUGCCAAAGCUAUUGAUUCCAUGGAAUACUCAUCCAAAACAAAGGUUGAGAAAGUUGGAGACGUUAAUCCUGUUGAAGACUUUGAGGAGAUGUUGUCUCGAAGAGAUGAUCCAAAAUGGAUUAAUAAGGCCAUUCAUGACAUGAAAAAUAGGAUCUUUGAUCUCGUGGAGAAUUCUUAUGAAGGAGAUACAUUUCAUAAAGCAUUGGAAUGUUUGGUGGUGCUGCGCAAAGGUUGCAUCCUUGAGCAGGAACCAAAGCAGUUCAAUGAUUUCUUGUGCCACCUGAGUAAAUUCUGUCAAGAAAAAGACCUGAGAAGUUUUUGUCAAUAUCUCACAUCUAACGACAUCACUUUGAUAACGAAGGCAGAAGCUCCAGACAGUGAAAUUCCAGAGCAUGAGGCUAGAAGCUUUAUGGUCAAGCCUGAACUUGACUCGCAAAAUAUGAAACCAGAGGCUAAAGUUGAGAAUGAUAUUAUGAGUAUAUACCUGGGUGGGAAGUAGAAAAUGAAACCUAGAGAUGCAUAUUGUGUGAUGUACAGGCAAUCAGCAUUUUCAUCAAGAAAUGACACUCUGUAAACUUCAAAAGAUUUUCUGGUCAAACUUAUUUUGAGGUUUCUGGCGAAGGUUGAAUCUAAAGACCUCAAAGAGCUUUAUUUUAUUA